UUCAGACCGAGUACAACUUUUUCAAAGCUCAUUUUGUGAUAGAUUCGUAUAUGUUGUUCAACAUUAUGAAAGACUAGUCUGGUAAAUAGCUGCUUGACGAAAUUGAUUACAGAAUAUUACCAUGAACAGAGAUAGGCCCACUUGUUGUCUUGGAAUGAGUUAUGUUUUACCACUAUAUAGGAUGAAUGUAGACAACAUUUGGGAUAUAGGAUGACAUCGUCAAUCCUAUAGGAUCAUCUUCCGAUGCAGAUUUUACGAUUAGGUUUCCACCGACAUGCACUUAUUUUAGGAAUGAAGUCAAACAACGGGUUUAUCUGCUGAAAUAUAGACGACAGCAAAGACGACGCUUGGAUUAACGUGGGAAUACUGCAGUUGUCCGACAGGGUCAAUGGCGUAGAUUAGGAUGUGCAAUAAAAGCACUGGGCGAGAUAUUUGUCACAUUUUAUGGUGGGAUAUGGUGACACACAGCGACCGCCUGUUGCAGGAUAUUUACAUCAUAAAAAGUAUAACGCAUACUUCACCUUGCCCCGUGAAUUCUUUGUGCUUACACGGACAAGUUGCUAUAUGAUAUUUGUUUGAAUCGGACUUCGUUCAAAAUUUCCGCUACCUGUACAUAGCAGCAACAAACUGUGACCGGAUUGGGGUAAUUGAAACCACGCUGGUAAAGCGAACAUCACCAUGUCGCUCUCUUCUAAAUCGGCUGGGUACACUAAUGGCGCCUUUGAAUGUCCUGUCGACGAGGAGAAAAACAGCCAACAUUUGGAAAGCAAACGCCAUUCAAAUUCUACUGAUACCAGCACAUCAGUGGGAUCCGGUGUCCCAAAUGUUUUGGACACUGAGAGUGAUCAGCAACCGCAACGAGAAAACUGGGAAAGUCCAGCUGAGUUUCUCUUGUCAUGCAUAUCAAUGUCUGUUGGUUUGGGGAAUAUUUGGCGAUUCCCUUACGUCGCGUAUGCAAAUGGAGGUGGAGCUUUUCUUAUACCCUAUCUCAUCGUGUUGUUCUUCAUCGGACGUCCACUCUACUUUCUCGAAAUGAUUCUGGGACAAUUUUCAAGUGCGGGUUCAGUCAAAGUAUGGGAAGUUGUUCCUAUUGUAAAAGGUAUUGGAUAUGGGCAAGCGUUAGCAACUUGGUACGUCGUUACGUAUUAUUGCGUCCUAAUGGCGAUGGCGUUCUUUUACCUGUUCUCUUCGUUCCAAGCAGUCCUACCUUGGACUGUUUGCAAGCCGGAAUGGACCACGAAUGAAACCGAUUGUUAUAGUAGUAGUGAUAAUUUGACUGCAUUGAACAUAACAAACACGUCAAAAUCAAGUGCUGAACUGUUCUUUUAUAAAGAUGUGUUGAAACUUGCGGAAAAUUUCGACGAUGGAUUGGGACCUCCAGAAUGGCGGUUGAGUCUCUGUCUUCUACUUUGUUGGAUACUGAUUUUCGCUACCCUCGCCAAAGGAGUGUCUGCAUCGGGAAAAGUGGCUUACUUCACUGCACUCUUCCCGUACGCGGUAUUAAUCACUCUGUUGGUCAGAGGUGUAACACUACCUGGAGCAAGUGAAGGGAUUCUGUAUUUCGUCACUCCUCAGUGGGAAAAAAUUGCAACAGCUGAGGUAUGGUACGCAGCUGUGACGCAAUGUUUUUUCUCCUUGUCGGUGGGUUUCGGUCCCAUCAUCACCUUUUCUAGCUACAACCCAUUCCGUCAUCCAAUUUACAGGGAUUCGACGAUCGUCAGCUUGGCUGACACGGGAACUAGCAUCUUAGCUGGAAUAACAAUCUUUUCGAUUUUGGGCAAUUUGGCUUACGAAUCGGGCAAACCUAUCGAAUCAGUCGUACAAGGAGGGACAGGUUUAGCGUUCAUUUCCUAUCCAGAAGCUAUUUCCAAAUUCGAUGCUGUCCCACAGUUGUUCGCUGUUCUUUUCUUCCUGAUGCUUAUCACGCUGGCCAUCGGGAGUGCUGCGGGAUUGACAAGCUGCGUCAUCACCAUCCUCUGUGACGAUUUUCCAUCCGUUAAACGUUGGAUCAUUACCGCUAUCAUUUCUGUUAUCAGUUUCUUCAUCGGGUUAAUCUACAUAACACCUGCAGGUCCUUACGUCCUGGAUCUUGUGGAUUAUUUUGGAGGGGGUUUCAUCAUUUACGUUCUCGUCAUUGUUCAAACUAUUGCUGUUUGUUGGAUUUACGGGCUGCACAAAAUCUUGAGGGAUGCACGGUUCAUGUUGAACUUAGGUUUGGGCAUUUAUUGGAAGUAUACCUGGUGCAUUUUCAUCCCGAUUGCUCUGGUGGUCAUCUUCAUCUAUGCGAUGGUCAGUUAUGUGCCGAUGAAGACGGGUGACGGGCAAGAUUAUCCAUCCGGAGUUUCAGCCAUCGGUUGGAUUCUUGCUGCAGUUGCGAUUUUGCAAAUUCCUUGCUGGGGUAUUUACGUAGUAUAUAAGCAGAGAUCCACGCUUAUGGAUGCACAAUUGCUCGGAUUCAGCAACAUAACUAGCUAUUCACAAUGGGGAUUAUUGGCAAAUAGGAGAAAGUAUAUUACUGAUAAAUUCCGGAUUAGUUUGCGCGCAUCUCCAGAAUGGGGUCCUAAAGAUCCAGAACUUAAACGCAGCUGGGUAGAAUACUGUAAAAUCCCGAAACCCUUCAGCUGGAAGCUUUUCUUGCCACACCCGAAAAUUCCCGUGUGGAUGAAGAAGCGAUAAACAUCGAUAACAAAGACAUAGCUUUUCAAAACCAAAGAUUCUUUCAACAAGUAUUUGUUUUAGAUUUCAAUUUCUGCUACAACUAAUCAAAUCUUCUUAUGGGCAUUUGCACAAUUGAGUGCAAUAAAUAAUUUUGAUUUUA
Messenger RNA from Daphnia carinata, 2818 nucleotides. Its product is annotated as sodium-dependent nutrient amino acid transporter 1-like. Gene Ontology annotation, biological process: sodium ion transmembrane transport. NCBI's taxonomy places the organism in Eukaryota, Metazoa, Arthropoda, Branchiopoda, Diplostraca, Daphniidae. Gene Ontology annotation, cellular component: membrane. The coding region runs from base 679 to 2676 and encodes 665 amino acids. The record is from RefSeq and is a predicted model, not a curated record. Gene Ontology annotation, molecular function: L-amino acid transmembrane transporter activity. The transcript is spliced from 18 exons.